AUGGUUUUCGAGAACCCCCAGACGGGCCCAAUCACCGAGCUCUUUGCGGAUUGGAAGGUUUUGCUGGGCAUUCUCAUCUUUGUGUAUAUUGCGGCCAGCAUUCGCUCAUAUGUCCGCCUGAGCCAUGUCCCAGGCCCGCUAUUCCAGUCAGUCUCGUCGCUUGGGUUUCUCAAAACACAUCUAGACGGCAGCCCGCAUUCCGAGAUUUGGAAAUGGACGAAAACAUAUGGUGAGCUGCAACGUGGUCCUCGCAAAGGCUACAAAGCUAACAAGAACGCGCAAGGCCCUUUGAUCAGAGUCGGGCCAAACUCCGUCAUCACCAGUGACGUCAAAACGGUGCAGAGGAUAUCCGCCGUCAAGUCGCCCUAUAGCAAAGGAGGCUGGUACCGUCCGUUUCGCUUCAUCAAGGGCCAGGACCAUUCCUUUUCCACGGUCCACGAGCCCAGUCACACGGCGUUUAGGAACAAGAUUGCGUCGGGCUACCGCGGCUCUAUCGAGAUGGAACAGGCCGUCGACCGCCAGGUUUGUCGCCUGCUGGAUCUGAUUGAGAGGAAAUUUGUUUCGCGUAUCGAUGCUGGCUCUUCUGAAGAGGACAAGACGGGCCCGGCGCGGACCAUGGACAUUGCUGCCAUUACUCAUCUGUUCGCCUUGGACCUUGUUGGUGAUAUCACGUUUGGCAAGGCCUUUGGCUUCUUGGACGAGGGUAAUGACUCUUAUGGCUUUCUCAAGUGGAACGAAGACUUCUUCACCAUUGCGUCCAUCUUGGCCGUUCUUCCGAGUCUGGCGUGGUUUACACAGUUAUGGCCAUUUAGCGAGGCGCUUCCCAAGUCUACUGACCCGGUAGGUCUGGGACGUUUCAUCAGACACAGCGAGGAAGUCAUUGGCGCUCGUUAUCAGGCAGGCCCCGACGGCCGUAGGGACCUAGUAGGUCUGUUCAUGAAGAUGGGCGUUACUAAGGAUCAAGCUGUAAACCAGUCAUUGGUGUCUGUCGUUGCUGGGACUGACUCUGUUGCGACUGCGGUUCGCAUGACCAUUUUGUACGUGACUUCGAAUCCGAGAGUAUACAGAAACUUGCUAGCAGAGCUGGACAAGGCGAGAGCGGAUGGUCUUAUAAGCUCUGAAACACCAAUCCAAAUGUCACAGGCCAAGCAGCUUCCAUAUCUACAAGCCGUGGUCCGGGAAGGAUUGCGCAUCUAUCCCGGCGGAACCCCACUGGUAUUCAAAGAGGUGCCAGCGGGAGGAGACACGGUCGCUGGCUACAGACUCCCGGCCGGCACGCAAGUCGGCAUGGACGUAUGGGGAGCCUACAGGAACAAGCAGUUCUGGGGCGAGGACGCCGACCAGUAUCGGCCCGAGAGAUGGUUGAAUCAACCGCAAGCACGACUGAGCGCCAUGACCGAGAGUCUCGAUUUCCAAUUCGGUUAUGGACGAUACCAGUGUCUGGGAAGGCCUUUGGUGUUUAUGGAAAUGAACAAGGCUCUAACCGAGCUCCUGAGUCGAUUCGAGUUCGCUGUUGUAGACCCGGCACACCCUGCAGAUAUUAUCAACGCCGGCUUUUAUUUGAUGCACGGAUUUGACGUAGUGGUUACGCCCCGAGGUCAAUAA
Pestalotiopsis fici W106-1 is the source of this 1605-nucleotide messenger RNA. RefSeq lists its product as uncharacterized. NCBI's taxonomy places the organism in Eukaryota, Fungi, Ascomycota, Sordariomycetes, Amphisphaeriales, Sporocadaceae. Gene Ontology annotation, molecular function: iron ion binding; heme binding; oxidoreductase activity, acting on paired donors, with incorporation or reduction of molecular oxygen. The coding region runs from base 1 to 1605 and encodes 534 amino acids. The record is from RefSeq and is a predicted model, not a curated record. The transcript has 4 exons.